AUGGCCAGAGCCGCCGCUCUCCGCGGCCUUCGUCGAGCAGAAGUCGAACGACCCCCGCUUUGCUCAAAGACCCCUCGCAGGCGGCUGCCGGUGGUGCCACGAGCAUGCAUGUCUUCCGUCGCGAAAGCCGUCGGCAUCGCGCCCGCACCUCCGCCGCCGGCGCAGGGCCCCGAACUGGCCGCGGCGCAGCGGGCCAUUGAAGCCAAAAAGAUACUGCAGAAGGCUGCCAGCGCGACUACCGUCCGGCACGAUUGGACGAAGGAUGAGAUCUCCGCCAUCUAUUACCAGCCCUUGAUGGAGCUGGCCUUCCAAGCUAGCUCCGUCCACCGCCGAUUCCACAACCCCGCCGAGGUUCAGCUCUGCACCCUCAUGAACAUCAAGACGGGCGGCUGCACCGAGGACUGCUCCUACUGCGCCCAGUCCACCCGGUACCAGGACGGCACGGGCCUGAAGGCCAAGAAGGUCGAGAGCGUCGAGUCCGUCCUCGCGGCGGCGCGCAAGGCCAAGGAGAACGGCAGCACGCGGUUCUGCAUGGGCGCCGCGUGGAGGGACAUGCGCGGCCGCAAGAACAGCCUCAAGAACAUCAAGGAGAUGGUCAGCGGCGUGCGCGGGAUGGGCAUGGAGGUCUGCGUCACGCUCGGCAUGAUCGACGAGCACCAGGCGCGCGAGCUCAAGGAGGCCGGCCUGACGGCCUACAACCACAACGUCGACACCAGCCGCGAGUUCUACCCGUCCGUCAUCUCGACCCGCAGCUACGACGAGCGCCUCAAGACGCUGGGCCACGUCCGCGACGCCGGCAUCAACGUCUGCUCCGGCGGCAUCCUCGGACUGGGCGAGUCGUCGGAGGACCGCGUCGGCCUGCUGUACACCGUUUCGACGCUGCCGUCGCACCCGGAGAGCUUCCCCGUCAACGCCCUCGUGCCGAUCAAGGGGACCCCGCUGGGCGACCGGACGCCGAUCCAGUUCUCUAGCAUGCUCCGGACCAUCGCGGCCGCCCGCAUCAUCAUGCCUGCCACCAUCAUCCGCAUCGCGGCGGGGCGCAAGACCAUGUCGGAGGAGCAGCAGGCCAUGUGCUUCAUGGCUGGCGCUAACGCCAUCUUCACGGGAGAGAAGAUGCUGACGACGGACUGCAACAGCUGGGAUGAGGAUAACGCCAUGUUUGGGCGGUGGGGCUUGAAGCCGAUGAAGAGCUUUAACAAGUCGGCGACCCCGGUCGGUGAGGCUGGUCUAUAA
Colletotrichum navitas is the source of this 1233-nucleotide messenger RNA. Its product is annotated as biotin synthase. Lineage: Eukaryota; Fungi; Ascomycota; Sordariomycetes; Glomerellales; Glomerellaceae. The transcript is spliced from 2 exons. Gene Ontology annotation, biological process: biotin biosynthetic process. The record is from RefSeq and is a predicted model, not a curated record. Gene Ontology annotation, cellular component: mitochondrion. Gene Ontology annotation, molecular function: 2 iron, 2 sulfur cluster binding; biotin synthase activity. The coding region runs from base 1 to 1233 and encodes 410 amino acids.